AUGAGGGGAUGGCGCCCCUGUUCCACACCUUCCAACCGUGAAUGCUGGCUCCGCCAUCCAGAUGGUCGGGAGUUCAACAUCAUGACUGACUACGAGCAUGAAGCGCCCAUCGGAGUCCACAGGAACUACACAUUGCUUGUGAACGAUGGCUGGAUCAACGCCGACGGUCGGAACUUUACCGAGGCCAAGAUCUUCAACAAUACCUACCCUGGGCCGUGGAUCCAAGCAUGCUGGGGUGACACACUCAACAUCAAGGUCGUCAACAACAUGUUACACAACGGAACCUCGAUCCAUUGGCACGGAAUAAGACAGAACGGGACUGCGCAGGCAGAUGGCGUCAACGGCGUAACACAGUGUCCAAUUGCCCCUGGUGAUUCAUAUACAUACAGCUUCAAGGCUGUCCAGUAUGGCAGUUCCUGGUACCACUCUCAUUACUCUGUGCAGUACGCCGACGGACUUCAGGGCCCUCUGACAAUCCAUGGACCGGACACGGCCGACUUUGAUGAACCAAAGCAGCCCAUCCUCAUGACGGACUGGGGCCACGAUAGUGCUUUCCAAUCGAUCUACACACAAAAUCCCACUUUGAAAAACCCCAGCAUUCUCCUGAACGGCCGUGGAAACGUCACCAGGUUCAGCGCAGCAAACCCGCCACCAGACUCACCCAUCCCAGAGGAAUUCGUCCUGAAGCUCGAAAAGCGGCAGAUUGGCCAGAACGGGCGGGCGAAAAGGUACAUGCUGCGUCUGAUCAACACCUCGUUCCGGAACACCUUCGUCUUCAGCAUUGAUAAUCACGUUCUCCAAGUCAUCGACUCCGACUUUGUUCCUAUCGAGCCGUACUUUACCACGUCUGUCCUCAUUGGCAUCGGCCAACGGUACCGAGUCAUUGUUGAGGCUCGCCCGGAUGAUGCUGAUGAUGGUUCCAACCCCGUGCCCCGGGAUGGCAAUUUCUGGAUCCGAACAUGGGGAGCCACCACCUGUAGCCAGCCAGGACAGGAGGGCUAUGAGCGCACGGGCAUCCUUCGGUACGACGCUGCGAGCACGUCGGACCCAACUUCCAAACCGUGGCCCAACAUCUCCCUGGCGUGCUCGGACGAGCCUUACACAUCUCUGAAGCCGAAGCUGCCCUGGUUCGUAGGGCCGGCCGCCAACACGGAGGAUGGGGAGGCGUUCACUGUCGAGUCAAACGUCACGGGACUCCAGCCAGGAAGCAAGCCAUUCCCCCUCGCCCAAUUCUCCUUGGACCCUGAGACCUCGUCUGUGUUCAGGCCACUACAGAUCAACUACAGUCACCCUAUCAUCCAGGAACUCGAUAAUUUCAGCGGAAACUGGCCCCAGCAGUGGGUCGUCAUCCCCGAGAACUUCAACAGCACCAGCUGGGUCUACCUCGUUCUCAGCGGUGAUCGGUUGGGAGGCACUACCAUUGGUGCACAUCCUAUACAUCUUCAUGGCCAUGACUUUGCAAUCCUCCAACAAUCCAACCAAACAUACUCGCCAGACAAGCUUAAUUUGACACUGUCCAAUCCUCCUCGGCGGGAUGUCGUCCUGAUGCCCUCCAACGGCUUUGUCGUGGUUGCUUUCAAGUCAGACAACCCCGGCACCUGGCUGAUGCAUUGCCACAUUGCCUUCCACGCAAGUGAGGGUCUUGCACUGCAGAUUCUGGAGAGGCAGGCCGAGGCCAACACGCUGUUCAAUUCGCCUUCCUCGCCCAUCACCCAGGAGACCGAGCGCGUCUGCGCAAACUGGGACAAAUGGUUCGGCGACUGCAACAACUGGUGGUCUGGCUGCGAUCCCGCACAUGUCUUGUACGUCCCCAAUUUCCUCUCCUCUGAACCCUGA
Molecule: messenger RNA, 1836 nt
Organism: Diaporthe citri
Lineage: Eukaryota; Fungi; Ascomycota; Sordariomycetes; Diaporthales; Diaporthaceae
Exons: 7
Coding region: 1-1836 (611 amino acids)
Molecular function (GO): copper ion binding; oxidoreductase activity
Source: RefSeq, a predicted model, not a curated record